AUGAAAUUGACUUCGUAUAGUAUACUUUUAUUACUAUUUUCAUUACCAAAUUCCUACUCUUUCUUUUUCAAGAGUAGAAAUGCUCCCUUAAAAGUAUUUUCUGGUCCCAUUAAGGUGGCAAUUAUGGGCUCAACUGGUUCAGUUGGGACACAAGCACUGGACGUUAUUAGGAACAUAAAUAAAUUGGAAAGCAAUUCAGGACCAAAAUUUGAGGUUGUAGCACUAACGGCAAAUAGUAACUAUAAACUACUGUCUCAGCAGGUUAACGAGUUCAGGCCUGAAGUUUGCCACAUUUUAAAAAACUACGAAAAAAUGCCUGAAUUAUUGAAAACCAAGUGUAAAAUAUUAAACGAAAAGUCUGACUUGAUGGAUUUAUGUAGAAAUUUUGAUUAUGACAUAAUACUGAUGGCAAUUUCAGGCUGUGAUGGGAUAGAACCCACACUGGCCGCAGCAAAAAGUGGUAAAAAAAUCGCACUUUCAAAUAAAGAAUCGGUGGUUUCUGCUGGAAGCCUUUUAAGUAAAGUAGUUAAGAAGUCAAAAACAACAGUGCUACCGGUGGACUCGGAGCAUAAUGCAAUUUUUCAGUGUCUGGAUGAUGGCACAGUUGAUACCAGAAAAUCAACUUACGUGUGUAGCAUAUCAUCGCAGGCCCUAGCUAAGGUUAAGAAUUUAAUUUUAACGAGUAGUGGAGGUCCAUUUAACGGCAAAAAAUAUACGGAGUACAAAAACCUAAGGAGUACAGAUAAUAUAAAUCACCCGGUUUGGCAAAUGGGCUCUAAGAUCACUGUUGAUUCUUCAACAAUGAUGAACAAAGCACUAGAGGUUUUAGAAGCGCACCAUCUCUUUGGACUACCUCUAGAUAGUAUUAAAAUCCUAGUUCACAAGGAGUGCGUUGUUCAUUCUCUAGUUGAGUUCAUCGACAAUUCAGUGCUGUGUCAAAUGUAUUUGCCUGACAUGAAACUUCCUAUAUCUCAUGCAUUGCAUUGGCCUAACAGGACCAAAAAUGCUCUUCCAUCACUUGAUUUAAGGGGCCGAAAUCUCAGUUUCAAGGAGGCCGACUAUGAAAAUUUCCCAUUUUUAGGUCUCGGUUACGAAGUUGGCAGGAUGGGUGGUCUUUACCCUGCAGUUUUCAAUGCUGCCAACGACGUUGCAAACGGUUUAUUUAGGUCUAAUAAAAUAGAUUACGAAAAACUUUACCAGAUUGUUCGUGAAACUGUAGAGUCGUUCAAUAAACCUGACCUCAGUGAUGACAUUUUACAGGACAUAUUGUACGCCGAUUCAUGGGCAAAAGAUACUGCAAACAGAAUGUAUUCCAAGGUGGCAAUUUGACAUUUUAAUAAACCACCACUGUUUUUCACUUUGUUAACAAAUUAUAAUAUUAUAAUUCAACA
Molecule: messenger RNA, 1391 nt
Organism: Theileria parva strain Muguga
Lineage: Eukaryota; Apicomplexa; Aconoidasida; Piroplasmida; Theileriidae
Gene: DXR
Product: 1-deoxy-D-xylulose 5-phosphate reductoisomerase
Exons: 5
Coding region: 1-1329 (442 amino acids)
Biological process (GO): isoprenoid biosynthetic process
Molecular function (GO): 1-deoxy-D-xylulose-5-phosphate reductoisomerase activity; manganese ion binding; protein binding
Source: RefSeq, a predicted model, not a curated record